Messenger RNA from Polychytrium aggregatum, 519 nucleotides. RefSeq lists its product as uncharacterized. Gene Ontology annotation, cellular component: mitochondrial inner membrane. Gene Ontology annotation, biological process: pyruvate import into mitochondria. Lineage: Eukaryota; Fungi; Chytridiomycota; Chytridiomycetes; Polychytriales. The record is from RefSeq and is a predicted model, not a curated record. The transcript is spliced from 3 exons. Bases 35 to 385 code for a protein of 116 amino acids.
UGAUCGUCCACCAGCACCAGCACCGCCAGCAGCCAUGUCGUCCUUCUUUUCAAAGGCCUCCCAGUAUGCCGCCUCGCCCGAGUUUAGAACCUACCUCAUGAGGUACUUUCACUUUUGGGGACCUGUCGCCAACUGGGGCCUGCCCCUGGCCGCCAUCGCCGACAUGAAGAAGUCGCCCGAGCUGAUUUCCGGAAACAUGACCUUUGCCCUGUCGCUCUACUCGAUCCUCUUCAUGCGAUUUGCCCUCCGUGUCCAGCCCGUGAACUACCUCCUGUUCGCCUGCCAUGCCACCAACGAAGCUGCCCAGCUGUGUCAGGGCUACCGCUACAUCAACUACCACUACUUUGGUGGUAAAGUCGCCGAAGAAACCACCAAGUCGGCUUAAUUGGGCCACGGUGAUGCCCCCCGCGGCCCGCCCAUGUUGCUGAAUGGAGCGCUCGCAGCUGCCGCAUCUCUGUUAUCCUUGCCCGCUCCUUGUGGCAACUGCUCGCUCUCGCUCAAUAAAACAGCUUCUCCGAA